Messenger RNA from Solea senegalensis (Senegalese sole), 2033 nucleotides. RefSeq names its product PHD finger protein 11 (gene phf11). Gene Ontology annotation, cellular component: nucleus. The transcript has 18 exons. NCBI's taxonomy places the organism in Eukaryota, Metazoa, Chordata, Actinopteri, Pleuronectiformes, Soleidae. The record is from RefSeq and is a predicted model, not a curated record. Gene Ontology annotation, molecular function: histone deacetylase binding; histone binding. Bases 145 to 1635 code for a protein of 496 amino acids.
UUGCUUUGCUCAGACACAAACCGAGGAAGUUUUUCUUUCGCGCUUGUGCAGCUGGCAUGACGGCGUGUGUAUAGUGAGUGACAAUUAUCUCAGCUUUAACAAUAGCAAGCGCGCUAUUUUAAGGAGAGCGAAUAGUUUGUACGAAUGGCUGACGGUCGUAAAGUGAAGUGUGUAAUGUGUCAGCGGUCCGAGGAGACGAGUGUAACCGGACCACUGUCGACUAAAGAUGGGGUGACUGCUCAUCAGAACUGCUUGUUAUAUGCCUCUGGUCUAUAUUGCAAGAUUACGCCAGAGUUUGACGACCUUUUCGGUUUCUCUGUUGAGGAUGUGAGGGAUGAAGUCAACCGAGGAAAUAAACUGACCUGCAGCAAAUGUAAGAAAAAGGGCGCUGCUGCCGGGUGUGAAGUGAAACGCUGCAAGAAAUCCUACCACUAUCCUUGUGCUAUUGAGGAUAAAGCAAAGAUUACUGAAGAUCCAAAGAGGGGAACUUACGGGUUGUUCUGCCCCAAACAUUGUCAACAACCACAAGGAGGAGCCAAGAACGAUGGCUCUGAAAAUGGGAUGGACUCAGACUCUGCAGUAGCUGGAACAUCCAACAAUGUCAACGGAGCUGGAUCGUCUAAGGUUUACUGUCUUGCCUGUGAAAAGACUGAAGGAAAUAUCAGUUUGGAAAGUUUGUCUAAUAGCAUUAUCAUGUUGUAUUGUGAUAAACAUGUUCCAUCCUCACAUAAGAGGAACAGCAGUGUGGCAGGAGAGUCUGUUUGCAGCAGUGACUCAAGCUCAUCCAGCAGUGUGACACAUAGGUCCCCCAAGAAACGGUUACGUGUUGAUGACAGACUCAAGAUCCCCUUGAAAAGGAUAUUAUCAGACAGUCCGUCAUGUUCAGAAGAGGACCAACCUAACACAGAUAUGAAUAUAUUUGCACCUAUAGAGUCAGACUUUGAUGAAAGUGCACACUCUGUUCCUGAGCAACAAUUCAGCAAAAACGACGACAAGAGUCUCACGGUGUCCGCCGCAGGAAAUCCGCAGGAAUCUGGAGAUGAAACGAUACUUUCUUCAGAUGCUGAGUCACAGAGUCUGCUGCUUCAGGAAGUCGAGAGCUGCACCACAAGAUUUGCACCAGGCCCUGCACUCCCACAACAAUCUGUGCAAGCUGAAGGAUCCAGUUCUAAGCAGAGGCCUAAUCCUCAUAUUGCUGGACCCUCUCCUGCCCGCUCCGAACAACGCAGUGUUGCUGGCUCGCUUCCAUGCACCAGUGUGGCCAUUUCCUCAGCUCCGCCUGAAGCCGUCCGCGCAUCCUUUAGCUCCUCCUCUCUUUCCCCCACAGCCCCUCCCUGUGACCCGAGGCCCAGGGUCAGCAUCGACUCCUCGAGCUUCUGGAAAAGCUGCAACGCAGCAGGAUGCACACAGGCCAUCUUCACUGAUUUUAUCAAGAUGCUAAACGACAUCUCCAACAGAAUCCAGGCCGACCAGGCCGGUCAGGGGGAUUAUAAUCUGGCUCUGUCAGUGAUGGAGGCGUCUGGGAAGCUGACUGAGUUUGUGGACAAGCAGCAGAAAGAGUUAAAACGGAAGCAAACGGAGCUGAUGAAGGCAGUGGCAGCUAUGGAAGACGUCGUCACAGCAGUGAGGAGAUGAGUCUGGACCAAUCAGCAGCUCCUUGAGAUUUGUUACGUGUGUGAAAUGCAGCAGCAGUUCACAGCUGAAGCAGAUCUCUGAAUCCUGACAAGCUCAGCACUGUGAAAUCCAAACUUGUAUGAUACGAAUGUGUUUGAUGUUUUAUAAUCCUCACGAAUGUUACAGUAAAAAAAAGUGGUACAUGGUUGAUUAUAGAACUAAUGUAUACUGGUCUGUGCUCUUAAAUGUUUUAUAUUGUUUAUAAGGUGUCAUAUUUGUCAAUGAAAUUUACAUUUGUUUGCUCUCAAAUACAAAUACAUAUCCAGCAAUACUAAAUACAUUCAAAUCUUCCGUUCACUCCAUAGUUGACUUUGUGUUAACUUUCAUAUGACAAAUAAACAAAUCUGAGUCUUCAGUGA